AUGCGUUCUUCUGACCAAACCCAUGCGAAGAACAUCUUCGACUUCGUCCUGAGCGAUAAGCGCAAUCAAGCUGGAGCGAAAGCUGGACUCAAUGAUACUCUCGUUUACAAAGCAUCACUUGAGUCGCCCCUGAACGGUCAUGUCAACUGGAACUGGCCUUUUCCUACUCCCAUCGUUCCUGCUGCCAGAAAUCGGGAGCCCGUUCUUUCCCGACCUACUACCGAUCACUUCGAGCUCAGCUCCUCCAUGUCUCCCACCUCUGACACGUCUUUUACCGAUCCCACUGUCCUUCCAAGCCACUUCUGCGAGGAUAUCCCAUAUCUUUGCGACCCAGUCGCCGCACAGGAGUUUUACAACACUACCUUCGACCUUGAGCUCAUUGCACUCCUGAACGACACUGAAGCCGCCGUGACAGCUGUCCUCGCUUCACUGGACACAGACAGCUCCUCUACAACUGCUGGCCAUACUUCCGCUGAGGCAUCCAUUCCAAUCGCAAGCACAAGCCCGGAGCCCUCUUCCACCAGCUUGGUCAGAGCCACCGACUCAAAUCCAACUUCUGAUCCCCCAAUCGUCGAUCUGUCCACCCCAACUCCAGAAAUAGCCCAUGAUUCAGUCCCAAUGGCGCACACAACCCUAGACGCUGCACCUACCUCCUCGUCCCAAGCCAUCAAUCGAUCCACGAUCAUAACUCCACCCUACUCUAUCGGCUCAAUUGAUCUAACUGACAGCCCGCCCAACCUGCCUGCUCAAAUCGGCGACGUCACUCAGGUGGGUGAGACAAAGAGGGCAAUUUUCGUACCGAAUGCGAAAGCGCAUGCUUCGGUUGCCAGUGAGCCUGCUAAUGGCACAACAAAACGCACACAAAACGCACCACAAAAGAGGACACCUGCUCAGCGCAGGCCUCGAGCGAAGACCCCAAAGCGAUACCCCACCCCGACGAGCUCCUCACCUCGAGUGCUUCGCAGGAUCGCACCUACUCCUCCAGCAUCGGUCAAUGAUGUUGUCUUCAAGACCCCCCAAGAGGCUCCUCAGAAAGUUUCACUCAAUCCCAUCACACCAAUGUCUAUCGAGGCACAACACCAGCUAUACGAGGAAAAAUACUUGGGACAGCAGAACGUCUAUGGGAACCAACAGCAGCACUUGAAGCGUAUGAACCAGAAGCUCCAAAACAGCCUCUGUAAGGAACAGAUCGAUCGUGAGCAGCACCUGAACCAGGGUCGCCACCAGCAGCAAUAUCAACAGACAACCCACUUCACCCAGCUGCCCCAGGCAACCCAAUUGCCCCAGUUGAUGCAGUCGUCCCAGUCGGCUAGGAAAGAGCCGGAGCGCGAUCAUUACCUACAGCAUCUGCAACAGGCCCGCCAGCAAAAGGCUCGCAAGCAGCUGCCUCAGUCGAUGCAGACAUUCCAGGCGUCUCGGCAACUGACGGAAGACGAAAGUCACCUAGAGCAUUUGCGACUGGCCCGCCAACAACGGGCUCACCAGUCGAUUCAGACAUUCAUGUCUGAUCCGCGCAAGACGGAACACGAACAGCACCUAUACAAUAUGCAAUUGGCCAACCAGCAGCAUCAGUACCUGGUGUCACCUCAACAGCAAAUGGAUCACAAAAUACACCUACAACAAUUGCAACUGGCCCACGAGCAACAAGCCCGCCAGGAGCAUGCCCGCCGGCAGCUGUCUCGGUCGUCCCAGACACUCCACUCGGCUCAGCAACAGAUGACGCAUGAGCAGCACCUACGGUACUUACGGCACCAGAACCAGAUCCGCCAGCAACAGCAACACCAGCAGUCGCCCCGCUUGUUCCAGCCGAUCCAAGCACCUCAGUUGAAUCAGCUGUCCCAGUCAAGCCUGUCACCCCAAUUGCCUCAGUUGGUCUACCCGGCCCAGCAGGUACAGGUCACUCCACCAAUACGGGUCGCUCGUCUAGCCGGGCCGGCUUAUGGUACCCCAUAUCCAAAUCAGCAACUGCAGACUGUUCCUCAAGGCCAGGCUGCUUAUCUCACUCUCCCUACUGCGCAGCAGUAUCAACCUGCCGUUUCUGCUUCAUUAUUCCACCAUGGAGCCAGCCACAAUUUGCCUAUCGAUCGCAUGCAGCUCAUUUCUCCGGCACCUUCCAGCAAGAGGAGCUUUGAGUUUGUGGACAAAGUCGUGCCCGAAAGCUUUGUGGCCAACCCUGAUAACCAUGGCCGAUGGUUCGUCCCAGACACCAAGAGAAAGGAAAGGAUCUACUUGAACGGACCUCACAGCAAGAAAGCGCGACUUGCCCUCGAGGAAUGA
Molecule: messenger RNA, 2277 nt
Organism: Penicillium arizonense
Lineage: Eukaryota; Fungi; Ascomycota; Eurotiomycetes; Eurotiales; Aspergillaceae
Exons: 1
Coding region: 1-2277 (758 amino acids)
Source: RefSeq, a predicted model, not a curated record